AUGGAGAAUGCCAGAAGGGGGACUGAUGAGGCUGCUCAUGGCACUAACGAGCCGGGCUGGCACAUACCCACAGGCCAACUAGCCAAAGUAGAGGAGCUGGAGCCAGUCAGGAGCCUGGGAGUCAGAACUCCUCCAGCACAAGAUGCUGAGCUUCUCCCUGAGCCCCAGAAUGGCACCUGGGCAGGUCUUUCUGCUCUUGGUGUUGCCCUCUACUACUUGGGCUACUACUGGGCAUGUGUGCCCCACAUGCGUUUACUUGUGGCUGGGCCGUUUCUGGCCUUCCUGGAGCAACACUAUCCAGUCACUGUGGAGACUUUCUAUCCCACACUGCCGUGUUUUGAGGGCUCACUAUAAAGCAUCUUCCAGGUCUUCCUGCAGUUACAGCCCCUACUCCCUUACCAGAGUGAAGUCCUCCAAACUCCAGAUGGAGAGCUCCUGCUAGACGGGGCUGAGCUCAGUGACAACAGCCAACACCCUGACCCUGCCACCCAGCCUGUGUUGCUGCUUCCCGGCAUCACAGGCAGCAGCCAGGAAGCACACAUCCUGCACCUAGUUAACCAAGCUUUGAGGAACGGCAACAGGGCUGUUGUAUUUAAUAACUGGGGCUACCGUAGGGAAGAACUGCUAACCCACAGGGUUUUUUGUGCCAGCAAUACUGAAGACCUAGAGACAGUUGUGAACCACAUAAAACAUUGCUUCGCACAAGUUCCACUGCUGGCCAUGAGCAUCUCUUUAAGAGGGAUUUUGGUGCCAAACCACCUGGCACAGGCCAGGCAGGCUGCAUGGGUGGUGGCAGCACUGACUUUGUCUGCAUGCUGGGAUUCCUUUGAGACCACCCAUUCCCUGAAGACCCCACUCAACUCACUGCUCUUCAGUCAGCCCCUCACUGCCAGGCUCUGCUAAUUUGUGGGCUGAAACAGAAGUGUGGUUGAAAAGGUGGUGGACACAGACUUUGUCCUGCAGGCCUGCACAACCCACCAGUUUGAUGAGCGCUACAUAUCUUUGACCUUUGGAUAUCAGAAUUGUAAUUGUGUUUCCUACCACCAAUCAGCAAGCCCAAGAACCAAGGUAGAUGCCAUCCAGAUCUUUGUGCUCUGCCUCACUGCAGACGACCCCUUCUCCCCAGUCUAUGCCUUUCUCCUAGAGGCUGCCCAACACUCUCCCCACAUUGCACUGCCCAUCACAGCCUGGGGCGGCCACAUCAGCUUCCUAGAAGGGCUGCUCCCCUGGCAGCAGUGCUACAUGAGCUGCCUCUUGCAUCCGUAUGCCAGAGCCAUCUUCCAGCACCCGGCAGAGCUGCCUGACCUCAGGGUUUGCUCACCUUCUAAGGACAGAAAGAAAUGA
Molecule: messenger RNA, 1344 nt
Organism: Galeopterus variegatus (Sunda flying lemur)
Lineage: Eukaryota; Metazoa; Chordata; Mammalia; Dermoptera; Cynocephalidae
Gene: ABHD1
Product: abhydrolase domain containing 1
Biological process (GO): medium-chain fatty acid catabolic process; medium-chain fatty acid biosynthetic process
Molecular function (GO): acetylesterase activity; monoacylglycerol lipase activity
Source: RefSeq, a predicted model, not a curated record